AUAAUAAAGCAAGAGUGUUUUUCAAUUUUAAUUUUAUUCGUAUUCGCGACGUACCGUAAGCAAGAACGAAACUUCUCACAAACAACACAGUGUUCAUCGGCAUUUAGAUUUUGCUAGCACCAACUUUUUAGCUUUGGAAUAUACAUAUUUGCGCAAUCAAAAAUAAUUAUGGCUUUUUUAAACAAGCUUACAGCCACGCCUUUGCGUCAAUUGACAUCUCGCAGUUAUGCCGCAGUUUCUCACGUCAUACCUACUGGUCCCUCCUUCGGCAUUACCGAUGACCAGAAACAAUUUCAGGACCUUACACGCAAAUUUGUACGUGAAGAAAUUAUACCGGUUGCGGCCCAUCAUGAUAAAACUGGCGAGUAUCCAUGGGAUAUUGUCAAGAAGGCAUGGUCAUUGGGCUUGAUGAAUAAUCAUGUACCAGCCGAUAUCGGUGGCAUGGAUAUUGAUUGUUAUACAAGUUGUCUAAUUGCCGAAGAGUUGGCAUACGGUUGCACCGGUAUCAUGACAGCGCUAGAAGCGAGUGGUUUGGGUCAAACACCUGUUAUCAUUGGUGGUAACCAAGAGCAGAAGAAGAAAUAUUUAGGACGCCUAUUGGAGGAACCUAUAGUUGCCGCUUAUGCAGUUACCGAACCUGGUGCCGGUUCCGAUGUUAACGGCAUUAGAACGAAAGCUGAGCGCAAAGGUGACGAGUACAUUUUGAAUGGGCAGAAAAUGUGGAUCACAAACGGUGGCGUGGCAAAUUGGUACUUCGUGCUGGCACGCACCAAUCCCGAUCCCAAAGCGCCCGCCUCUAAAGCUUUCACCGGCUUCAUUGUCGACCGUGACACACCCGGUCUUACGCCUGGUCGUAAGGAACAAAAUAUGGGGCAACGCGCGUCUGACACACGCGGCAUCACUUUCGAAGAUGUACGUGUUCCCAAGGAGAAUGUGCUGAUCGGUGAAGGUGCCGGUUUCAAAAUCGCCAUGGGUACUUUCGAUAAAACGCGACCACCUGUGGCUGCUGGUGCUGUCGGCUUGGCGCAACGUUGUUUAGACGAAGCAUUGAAAUACUCGUUGGAACGUAAAACUUUCGGUGUACCAAUCGCCUAUCAUCAAGCUGUACAAUUCAUGCUCGCCGACAUGGCGAUCGGUGUGGAAACAUCUCGUCUGGCUUACCGCUUGUCGGCAUGGGAAGUAGAUCAGGGCCGUCGUAACAGCUACUACGCUUCGAUAGCCAAGUGCCAUGCGGCGGAUAUGGCGAACAAGAUUGCCAGCGAUGCUGUACAGAUUUUCGGCGGCAACGGCUUCAACACCGAAUAUCCCGUCGAAAAGUUGAUGCGUGAUGCUAAAAUUUAUCAAAUAUACGAAGGUACAUCGCAAAUUCAACGUCUAAUCAUCUCCAGAAAUAUGUUGGAGGAAGCCAAACAGUCAGCUAAAUAAGUUAAGAAUAUAUUUAUUUAUGUAAAAUAUGUACUGAAAAAUCUAAAUUAAAUUUAUGUAAGUUUUUUACGAAC
Bactrocera latifrons is the source of this 1499-nucleotide messenger RNA. RefSeq names its product probable medium-chain specific acyl-CoA dehydrogenase, mitochondrial (gene Mcad). Bases 169 to 1425 code for a protein of 418 amino acids. The record is from RefSeq and is a predicted model, not a curated record. NCBI's taxonomy places the organism in Eukaryota, Metazoa, Arthropoda, Insecta, Diptera, Tephritidae. Gene Ontology annotation, cellular component: mitochondrion. The transcript is spliced from 4 exons. Gene Ontology annotation, biological process: medium-chain fatty acid catabolic process; fatty acid beta-oxidation. Gene Ontology annotation, molecular function: medium-chain fatty acyl-CoA dehydrogenase activity; flavin adenine dinucleotide binding.